Molecule: messenger RNA, 1541 nt
Organism: Adineta steineri
Lineage: Eukaryota; Metazoa; Rotifera; Eurotatoria; Adinetida; Adinetidae
Source: the annotation of a GenBank genome assembly
AUGAGUGGAUCAAAAUCAGAUGAAAACGCUGUUGCAUCAUCCGAACCAGCGGCAUCAUCCAAUUUGCGUCAACCACGAUCACGUAUAGCACAAAAGUAUCUUUUCCUAUGGGUAGAUACUAGUAUUGACGAAACAAACGUAGAUUAUGAAAACACAUUAAAACAAAUAAGAACUACUACUGGUGAUGUCAAUGCUUUUACUCAACGAGAUGCAUGCAUCGACUUUCUUACAGAUGCUCAAGAAGACAUCAGGUUUUAUCUCGUUGUAAAGGAUACUAUGUCUCAACAAAUAAUGCCCCUCAUCAAUGAUAUUCCUCAGCUGGAUGCUGUUUAUGUCCUCAAUAAUAUUAAAAUCUUACAAGAAGAACGGAUAAAAAAAUGCGACAAAAUCAAGAGCCUUCAUACCAACACCGAUGAUCUGUGUCAAGCAUUACAAAUCGGUAUCAAGCAGUUCAAUCAAGACUCAAUAGCUAUAAGUUUUAUCACGAUCGAUGAAAUGGCUUCAACCGAUAAAUUAAAUCAGUUGGAGCCAACAUUUAUGUAUACCCAGCUAUUCAAGGAAAUUCUUCUUGAUAUGGAUCAUGGGGAACAGGCCAUCAAACAGUUUACUACCUAUUGUCGAAAUUCUAACAGCGUAUCACCAAUCAAUAUUGACCGUUUUGAGAAAGAAUACAAUUCUCAAUUAGCUAUUUGGUGGUAUACUUUCCCAUCCGAUAUCUAUUCUAUGCUCAAUUAUGGUCUCCGAACAAUGGAUGCCGAUAUAAUUAUUACUAUGGGUUUUUUUCUACGUGAUGUACAUGAACAAAUUAAACAGUUAUACGAGCAACAAGUCAAUAGUUAUGAAAAAAAACCUUUUUUAGUUUAUCGAGGACAAGGUCUUAUGAAAUCAGACUUUAAAAAACUUCAGAAAACAAAAGGUGGACUUAUGUCAUUUAACAGUUUCUUGUCCACCAGUAAAGAUAAAGAUGUGUCCCUUGGUUUUGCUCAAGGUGCUUCAACAAAAUUGGAUACAAUCGGCAUUCUUUUUAUAAUGUCCAUUGACCCUUAUAUUGAAUCAGCACCAUUUGCUUUCAUCAAAGAAAUGAGUUAUUUUCACGAAGAAGAAGAAAUUCUCUUCUCAAUGCACACCGUCUUUCGAGUAAGUGCAAUUACACAAAUCAAUAAUAAGAAUCAACUUUAUCAAGUUGAAUUACAAUUAACGUCGGAUGAUGAUCCACAACUACGAUUACUUACUGAUCGAAUACGAGAAGAAGCUGGUGGUACCGGAUGGCACAGAUUGAGUGAACUAUUGUUUAAUAUUGGUCAGUUUAAUAAGGCUGAACCCUUGUACACCACAUUACUCGAACAGACAUCUUAUAUAGGUGAACAAGCGCAUUAUUAUAAUCGGCUUGGGGCUAUCUAUUUAAAUCAAGGCGAUUAUGAAAAGGCUAUUCCGUACUGCGAACAAGGACUUGAAAUUGAUCAAAAAAUUCUCCCUUCAGAUCCUCGUCAUUUAGCCACUUCAUACAACAACAUCGGCAGUAUGUAUGAGCAUAUGGGAGA